AAGAAACACGUAUGCAAGACUUGCAACAAGCGCUUCAACCGACCCAGUAGCCUGAGGAUACAUAUCAACACCCAUACUGGGGCUACCCCUUUCACCUGUCCGUUCCCUGGUUGCGGGCGUGAAUUCAAUGUCAACUCCAAUAUGCGCCGACAUUACCGAAAUCAUACC
Molecule: messenger RNA, 168 nt
Organism: Guyanagaster necrorhizus
Lineage: Eukaryota; Fungi; Basidiomycota; Agaricomycetes; Agaricales; Physalacriaceae
Exons: 2
Biological process (GO): regulation of transcription by RNA polymerase II
Cellular component (GO): chromatin; transcription regulator complex; PcG protein complex
Molecular function (GO): RNA polymerase II cis-regulatory region sequence-specific DNA binding; zinc ion binding; DNA-binding transcription factor activity, RNA polymerase II-specific
Source: RefSeq, a predicted model, not a curated record